This is a messenger RNA of Musca domestica (house fly), 4269 nucleotides long. RefSeq names its product RNA-binding protein 1. The transcript has 5 exons. NCBI's taxonomy places the organism in Eukaryota, Metazoa, Arthropoda, Insecta, Diptera, Muscidae. Bases 177 to 1577 code for a protein of 466 amino acids. Gene Ontology annotation, biological process: mRNA splicing, via spliceosome. Gene Ontology annotation, cellular component: nuclear speck. The record is from RefSeq and is a predicted model, not a curated record. Gene Ontology annotation, molecular function: RNA binding.
AUUAUCGAGCCCUGUUUCAUUUCAUUUAUAAAAAAUUGUUCGUGCUGAAGAGGUGUGUUCUCGAAAGUGUGUCGUUUCUAGCCGAAGGUGUAAUAUAUAAAAUAAAAUAUUUAUAUAUUUAAAUAAAUUAUAUCAAGUUUGAAGUUAAAUUAAGUUAUAAAUACUAGUAAUUAAAUAUGCCACGCUAUCGUGAAUGGGAUUUGGCUUGCAAAGUAUAUGUGGGAAACUUGGGCUCAUCUGCAUCAAAAUAUGAAAUAGAAAAUGCAUUUAGCAAAUAUGGCCCACUACGUAAUGUUUGGGUGGCACGUAACCCACCCGGAUUUGCGUUUGUUGAAUUUGAAGACAGACGAGAUGCUGAAGAUGCAACCCGUGCUUUGGAUGGAACACGCUGCUGUGGAACCCGCAUUCGUGUCGAAAUGUCCUCCGGACGUUCACGACGUGAUAGUAGACGUCGUGGCGGAAACAGUGGAGGAGGCGGAGGCCGUGGAGGUGCUAGCGAAUCUGCCAGUGCCCGCGGAGCAGGUGGUGGCAGUGCUCGUUAUAGGAAUAUAAAGUCGUCUUCUGCUUCAGCUACUACUACUACUACUACCUCCACUAUUUGUUGUACCUCAAGUACAUCUGUUACUACUACCAACUACUCCUCUUCCAAUUUCUACUACAAAAAAUCAACCAACAACUUCAACAACAACAACAACGACGACUACAGCGAUCUCAGCAAGACAACAAGAAACGACAUUAUAAUCAACACAACAACAUCAAUAACAACAACAGAACUUCCAACACAGUCAACAACAACAUUACACUUCAUCAUUACAAAUCGUUUGAUAGCCAACACAUUCACAAACCCCAACAAAGUUCGGACUUAUAGUUUGACAUUUAAAGUACACAAAUUUUUAUUUGGACUAAUUCAGGAACUUGACACGACCCACAGAAUACAUGGAAAAAAUACAGUACGACCAACUAUUACAAGAACAACCAAAUCGCUGAGUUGUUUAUUGACAGUAGCUGUUGUUGUCGUCGUCGUCCUUUGUAAACAAAUUCAUCAAAAUCUCAACCAUCACCACCAAUCAAAUCACAACCACAACCACCUCAACCACCACAAUCAACAACAGCAACACCACCACUACCAUAAACAUCUCUGCAGUUGUUGUAGUAGUCAUCUUCCACAACGAUUUUGUUGUAUACUGGCGUCCUCAACAGCGUCAAUGCCUUCAACGUUGAUGAGAAAAUUCCGAUCUUCCACUACUACUACUACUACUCCUUCUACAUCAUCAACAGCAACAACGACGACAAGAAAUUGCAACAAUGUUUCUACUACUUCUGCUACAGAGGCGUCGUCGUCAUUAUUAGCACCAUCAACACCACAGCUACUACUACUACUACUUCUACUAAAACAUCACAACAGUCACCAAGAAAACGACAGUUAUUGUAUUGCCCAAUUCAGCCAACGAUCUCCUCCUCAGUGCUUAUCCCAGCCAACAUCAACUUUAUAUUCGUCCCCUUCUUUGACAGUAGAAAAUGAUAUAUUAACAACACUACCUCCAAACUUACCACUAUCACCACCACCACCAACUUAACCACCACCACCACCACGACCACUUUAUUGAAUCAGCUUGAUGAACUAGUUCUCCUGCAGCUUGUUCGAUUUGAAUAUCUUCAAAAAACCUACUGCAACGCAACGCAGUGCAUUUGGUUAUUGUUGUAAAAAUACUGGUAAUCAUCAGUUUAUGUAGCUGCAUUAUUUGUUUUUGGCUAAAUUCUAUUUUCUUGUCUCUUUGAGCAAUAUUUUACCAACAGGUUUGAAUAGAGGUAGCAGCAACGUUAAAUUCUUCAAAUCAGCAAUCACAACAACUAACCACCACCCACCCACAAUCAUCAUCUCAAAAAUGUCGCUAUUGCUGAUAACAAUUACGAAUUAUGGCAUCAUUUAAAUUUCUUGACAAAUCGAAAAGAAUGUCCGUCCCUAUCACUUUCUGAAUUAGACAAAUGCGCAUUUCGAAACCUCCAGGGGGCGGGUAGGCUCCGAGAAACCGCGAUAAAACUAUGAAAUAAAAAUUAAUAGUCAAGCGUUUUCCAAAUUCUUAACAGAUAAAUGAAUCUGUCUUUAAGAAGGGUUUCAAAUUGGGUCAUUGAUUCUGUAACAAACGGGAAUAAUUGUAGAGAAAUUGCGAAUUUUUACAUACGAUAUGUACUUAUAAAUGGUCGGUUUUUUUCGCGGCAUAAAUGAAUACUAAGAAGAACUUUUAAGAAAUUAUAUUAAUUGAGUAGGAAAUUCUUUGUUUGUAACGUCAUUAAAACAAAUUAAAUUUGGGACGAUAAAUAUGCGGAACAUCUUUAAAACAAGUCACAGACAGUUUGGUUGGCCAUCAAUAACAACAAAACAUCAUUGACGUUUCAUCGAAAUUCACCUACAACUGAAAUAUGGGUAUAGUAUGAUGUUAUUUAUACUUAUGAUAUUUCUCUAAUAUUGUUAACAAACCAAUGUCGUCUUGAAAGCGGUAAAAUACCUACUCUUUUUUAGAAGCAAAAUAGUAGUAGUGACGAUUUUUCAAUUGUUCUAAUACUUGUUUAAUCUACUCUCAAUUUUUUUUUUUAUUUUUUUUAAUGAGUUCAACCUAUAUGCAACUUUCGUUAAGACAACAGACAACAUCAACAACAAAACAACAUCUUCAGUGGUAAUACUGCUACAUUGUUGUAAAUCUGUCGGGAAAAAGUUGGUCGAUCGGUCAAUCAACAGUUUGGGGUCAGUCGUCGCGUGGUACGCAUAAUGGGCGGCGGUGAUUAACUCAAUGCAACUAAACCAUGUUUUAUGUGAAUUGGAAAAGACCAGUGACCGUGGCCACCAUCAACAGACAGCCUCCCUCAUCUCCUUGUCGCCUAUCAACAAUGCUGCCUUCAUCAAGAUUAUUUCAAAAUUUCAAAAAUAUGAAUUUUUGAAGUUUGUCCUUGUUUUUAUUUUAGAAAGCAACAGCCUUUGUUCUUUGUAUUGUAAUCAGCAACUACUAAAGCAGCAUCUUCAAAGGCCAUCAUUUUGUUAUGUAGAAAUUUGCACCACUAAACAUCUGCUACUAUUCCAUCCACCAAACCAACUCUGUUCAGCAAAAAUUUAAUGAAUUUUCCUCGUGAUGAUACAUCGUCGUACCUCAGAAGCGUGCCAUCAUUGAAUUAGUCUCCAUAACUCUUAGAGUACCUACCGAUACCAACAACAAUCAUCAUUUAAUCAAUCAGAUCAACCAACCAACACCACCUAUCAGUCAACAAUCGUUUCUCAAUCAGCAACAAGUCCAAAACUCUUGCAAUAAUCGGCAUCAUUUUUAGACCAAAAAAAAAUUAAAAAGACAACUUCUCACUGCCACAACUUUUCCAAAUUUCAACAACCAACCAUUCUUACAAGUAAACAACCAACCAACCAACAAAUCAACCUCCUCAGCCAUACAAAAAUCGUAAUCAGCAACAAAAAUAAUCCGCCCAACAAUAAGUGCAACAUAUUGUGAUCUCGUUCGCCCAGAAGGACACGCAGCCGUUCCCGCAGUUUUUCACGUGACAGACGCAGCAGAUCGGAUUCUCGUGACCGCCAUUAAAGUUUAGCAAUUGUAUAUUGUGUUUUUUGAACAGAGAAAUCACACAUUUUGUUUUAUGUAAAAAACAAAACAACAAUUUUAAGGAAAAUCAAUCCCUCAUCCCCAUUAUCUAUCUCUCCCACCAAAAAACUGAGCAAAACAAUUUGUUUGGCGCUUCCUCCCAAUAUAUUCUUUAUGUUUAUGAACAUAUCCAUACAUAUAUUGAAAUGCUUAUUUUCACCUUGGAAAAUAACCUUUUAAUUGUAUAAGAGAAGGUGUCAAUAUGAUUUUGUACUUGAAUUAUGUACAAGUGCACACGGAUACUUUUUAUUUUUUUAUCAUCCCAAGACUAUCUGUUUCCAACCCCCCUUAUUAUUUUUCAAUUUGGAAUAAUUGUGUCUAUUCCUAAGGCGGCUAUAGUGCAUCUUGCUGCGUAGAUGUAUUGAAGAUAACUCAACCAAACAUCAUUGCGUAUCUGUUAUUCCAACCUUACGACCAACUACAACUACAUAUAUCACAAAAUGUAUAUCUGAGGUAUUUUUUUUUUUGAAUUUCAUUUCUAUAUUUUUUUUGCAAAUAAUAUUUAGUAUAUGCAAAGAUAAACAGGCAGUUGAAAAUAUAUUUUUUUCUUAAUCUUAGCGUAUAAAUAUGAUUUAUUAAUUACAAUUUUAAGAAACAAAUAAAUAAAAGUUAAAAUUAAAAAUAGUAA